Molecule: messenger RNA, 3200 nt
Organism: Ixodes scapularis (black-legged tick)
Lineage: Eukaryota; Metazoa; Arthropoda; Arachnida; Ixodida; Ixodidae
Gene: Mtr4
Product: exosome RNA helicase MTR4
Exons: 26
Coding region: 28-3129 (1033 amino acids)
Biological process (GO): maturation of 5.8S rRNA; RNA catabolic process
Cellular component (GO): nucleus
Molecular function (GO): RNA binding; RNA helicase activity; ATP binding
Source: RefSeq, a predicted model, not a curated record
CGGCACCGCGUGCGCUCGUGAAACAUCAUGGACGACUUGUUUAGUGUUUUUGACGAUGCGCCGAAAUCAUCUGCUAAACUCUUGUCCGCUAAGACGGUCAAGUCUGAACCGACUCAGAACAAUGAUUCAACAUCUGACGAAGCUGGUGCCGACGACUUUGUCAAGUCUGUGAUCGAAGGAAAGCGACCACUGGACCACGACAUCGAAGAUGAAUCAAUCAAGAAGCAGAAGAUUUCCAACAUAUGGGACGACAUAAACCCUGAAGACUACCUGUCUCACGUGCACGUGCACAAGGUCGAGACAGUCGAAGCAUGCAUACACGAGGUCGCAGUGCCCGAGGGGAUGGAGUAUGUCCCCCUCAAGCGCAGCACGGACGGCUCGACGGCGCGCGAGUACCCUUUCAUCCUCGAUCCGUUUCAAAAGGAGGCCAUCCUCUGCCUGGAGAACAACCAGAGCGUGCUGGUGUCCGCCCACACUUCGGCCGGAAAGACCGUUGUGGCCGAGUACGCCAUCUCACUGGGCUUCAGAGAAAAGCAGCGGGUCAUUUACACCACUCCGAUCAAGGCUCUCAGCAACCAGAAGUUUAGGGAGUUUACGGACGACUUCAAGGACGUUGGCCUCAUGACGGGCGAUGUCACCAUCAACCCUAGCGCCAGCUGCCUCAUCAUGACAACAGAGAUCUUGAGGAGCAUGUUGUACAAGGGCUCCGAGAUCAUGCGGGAGGUCGGGUGGGUCGUCUUCGACGAGAUUCAUUACAUGAGAGACAAGGAGCGAGGCGUGGUGUGGGAAGAGACGAUCAUCCUGCUGCCAGACAAUGUGCGCUAUGUGUUCCUUUCGGCCACCAUCCCCAACGCCAAGCAGUUUGCGGAGUGGGUCUGCCACUUGCACAAGCAGCCCUGUCACGUCGUCUACACGGAAUACCGGCCGGUCCCGCUUCAGCACUACAUCUUCCCUGCGGGAGGCAGCGGACUUUACCUCGUCGUGGACGAAGGGGGAAACUUCAAGGAGGAGAAAUUCAACGAGGCCAUGACGGUCCUCCAAAAUGCCGGCGACGCGGCCAAGGGCGACUCUGCCAUGAAAGGGCGCAAGGGCGGAUUCAAAGGAGAGUCCAACUGCUACAAGAUUGUCAAGAUGAUCAUGGAACGCGACUACGCUCCCGUCAUCGUCUUCAGCUUCAGCAAGAAGGAGUGCGAGGCCUACGCCACCCAGAUGGCCAGGCUGGACCUGACAACCCAUCACGAAAAGCAACUGGUGGACGAGGUCUUCCGAAACGCCAUGGACUCCCUUUCCGAAGAAGACCAGAAAUUGCCUCAGGUCGAACAAGUGCUCCCGUUGCUGAAGCGAGGCAUUGCAGUCCAUCACUCUGGCCUGCUUCCCAUUCUCAAGGAGACCAUAGAAAUCUUGUUUGCUGAAGGACUCAUCAAGGCCCUGUUUGCCACGGAAACAUUUGCCAUGGGGCUGAACAUGCCUGCACGAACCGUGUUGUUCACAAACGCACGCAAAUUCGACGGGAAGGACUUUCGAUGGGUGACCUCUGGAGAGUACAUUCAGAUGAGCGGUCGGGCCGGCAGGCGCGGCCUGGACGACCGCGGCAUUGUCAUCCUCAUGAUCGAUGAGAAGAUGAGCCCUGCUGCAGGGAAGGACAUCGUCAAGGGCCUCCCCGACCCCAUCAACAGCGCGUUCCACCUGACGUACAACAUGGUGCUGAACCUGAUGCGCGUGGAGGAGGUGAACCCGGAGUACAUCCUGGAGCGCUCCUUCUUCCAGUUCCAGAACAACUCCUCCAUCCCCGUGCUGUACAAGAAGCUGCAGGACCUGCAGACGAAGCUGGACGCCUUCAGGAUCCCCAACGAGUCGGAGGUGGCGGCCUACUACAAGAUCCGGCAGCAGUUGGCGUCGCUCUCCAAAGAGCUGCAGGCCUUCCUUUCCAAACCCCAGUACUGCGUGCCCUACCUUCAGGCUGGCCGGAUGAUCCACAUAAAGAACGACACGCACGACUUUGGCUGGGGUAUCGUCAUCUCGUACACCAAGAAGAAAAUUGUCGCAGUGAGGGGAGAGCAGUCUGCAAGAGAGCCCUCAGUCAUUGUGGAAGUGCUGAUGCUGGUCUCCAGGGACAGUGCCCAGACCAAGGUCACCUCCAAGGUCCUUCCUCCUCCCCCGGGGGAGAAAGGGGAGAUGCAGGUUGUGCCCAUGCCCAUUGACAACAUCAACCAGAUCAGCAGCGUGCGACUUUACUACAACCAGGACCUGAAGUCGCCCGACAACCGUAAUGCCGUGCUCAAGUCACUCCAGGAGGUCUACGAACGCUUCCCCAAGGGCGUCCCUCUCGUCGACCCUUUCGAGGACCUGGGCAUCAAGGACAGCGGCAUGAAGGAAGUGGUCAAGAAAAUCGAGGCCUUCGAGAGCCGGAUGUACGCCCACCCUCUCCACUCGAGUCCGGAACUCAAGCGGCUCUACUCGCACUAUGAAGAAAAGAUGAUGGUGGUGAAGGAGAUGAAGGAGGUAAAGAUGGAGCUGAAGAAGGCCAAGUCUCUUCUUCAAAUGGACGAGCUCAAGUGCAGGAAGCGAGUGCUGCGCCGGCUCGGCUACUGCACUGCCGCAGACGUCAUGGAGAUCAAGGGGAAAGUGGCUUGCGAGAUCAGCAGUGCCGACGAGCUGCUGGUGACGGAGAUGAUCUUCAACAACAUGUUCAACGACCUGGACGUGCACCAGGCGACGGCACUCCUCGGCUGCCUCGUCUUCCAGGAGAAGUCCAACGAGAUGCCAAACCUGACCGAGGAGCUCUCCGGUCCACUCCGACAGAUGCAGGACAUGGCACGACGCAUAGCCAGGGUGACCAAGGACGCCAAGCUGUGUGUGGACGAGGACCGCUACAUCGAGUCGUUCAAGCCCCACCUCAUGGACGUCAUCUACUCCUGGAGCAAAGGGGCAUCGUUCGCGCAGGUCUGCAAGAUGACGGACGUCUUCGAAGGCAGUAUCAUUAGGUGCAUGAGAAGACUAGAAGAGCUGCUGAGGCAGCUGGUGCAAGCUGCCAAGUGCAUCGGGAACACCGAACUCGAGAACAAGUUCUCAGAAGCCGUCAAGCUCAUGAAGAGGGACAUCGUCUUCGCGGCAAGCUUGUAUUUAUGAGGACGAGAGGAGAGAUACGCAUCCGCUGUUAAUAAAUCUUUUAUCGCUGCUCUGUACAUCACCACCGAAAA